AUGGAGCUGACCAAUAGGACCACAGUCCAGGAAUUCAUUUUGCUAGGCCUGGAGAGUGGACAACAAAAACGUUUCUUCCUUCUUAUUCUUUUUACUAUUAUCUACAUCAGCACUUUGGCUGAGAAUGCCAUUAUUAUCAUGCUGGUGCAUGUAGAUGCGCAAUUAGCACAGCUCCCCAUGUAUAACUUUUUGGGAAGCUUCUCCCUGCUGGAGAUCUGCUAUGUGACCACCACCAUGCCCCGUAUGCUCUUUGAUCUGACUUCUCCUCAAGGGAUUAUCUCCUUCCAAGCCUGUUUCAUUCAGUUCUACAUUUUCUACUCCCUCGGCAGCACCGAAGCCUUAUUUCUCUCAGCCAUGGCCUUGGAUCGCUAUCUGGCCAUCUGCCACCCACUCUAUUAUCCAACAAUUAUGUCUCCAAAGAACUGCUCCAAGCUUGUGGCUAGUUGCUGGAUGGCUGGUUUUUUGGUAUAUGCUGUCCCAAUAACUUUGAUCUCUAGGCUGUCUUUCUGCGGCCCCAAUGUCUCGGACCACUUUUUGUGUGAUCAAGGGCUCCUGUCCUUAGCUUGUCCUCCACUUGGAAAUGCUCCACUUAUCCUUUUUUCCAUGAAUAUUUUCAUCAUAUUGGGCAACUUAAUCUUUGUAGCUAUUUCCUAUGGCAUUAUAGUUGUCACACUGAUCAAAUCCUCUAACCAAAGUAGCAGGAAGAGAGCCCUCUCCACCAUAUCCUUCCAUGUCGUAGUGGUGACCCUUUUCUAUGGUUCUGCGGCAGGAAUGUAUGUAACUCCAGGUGGGAAAAGUCAGUCACUUGCCGCUAAAAUAGUCACUGUCUUCUACACUGCCGUUACGCCCUUUCUCAACCCCAUGAUCUACUCUCUGAGGAACCAUCAGGUGAAGGAGGCCCUAGGCAGGGUUCUUAGAAGGAUGGAGCAAAUGCUGAGAAAAAGAUGA
This is a messenger RNA of Protobothrops mucrosquamatus (brown spotted pit viper), 948 nucleotides long. RefSeq names its product olfactory receptor 11H6-like. The record is from RefSeq and is a predicted model, not a curated record. Gene Ontology annotation, molecular function: G protein-coupled receptor activity; olfactory receptor activity. Lineage: Eukaryota; Metazoa; Chordata; Lepidosauria; Squamata; Viperidae. Bases 1 to 948 code for a protein of 315 amino acids. Gene Ontology annotation, biological process: G protein-coupled receptor signaling pathway. Gene Ontology annotation, cellular component: membrane. The transcript has a single exon.